Molecule: messenger RNA, 2083 nt
Organism: Chiroxiphia lanceolata (lance-tailed manakin)
Lineage: Eukaryota; Metazoa; Chordata; Aves; Passeriformes; Pipridae
Gene: ATP6V1C2
Product: ATPase H+ transporting V1 subunit C2
Exons: 12
Coding region: 660-1808 (382 amino acids)
Biological process (GO): proton transmembrane transport
Cellular component (GO): lysosomal membrane; vacuolar proton-transporting V-type ATPase, V1 domain
Molecular function (GO): proton-transporting ATPase activity, rotational mechanism
Source: RefSeq, a predicted model, not a curated record
UCUGUUCGCUUCACGCCACAGUAGCUGUCCCCCCUCCGGAUUCUCGCGACUGUUCUGUCUGCGGUGGUGUGACGAUACCGUCUCUGUACUCCAGGACCUGCCUUUCUCCAGCUCCUUCCUAUCCAGCCGGGGAAGAAAAAACACAGGGGAAAGCAAUAUUCCAUUCUUGCCAGUGGCAUCUUUUGCAGCCUUUAUGUUCAGCAGAGGUCUUGCUUUCAGUUUUCCCUACAAGUAUCCAACAAUUUGAGAAUGAAUAGUUAUCAAGCAGAAAUGCUUUAUUACGUUUGGGUGGUUUGGUGAAGUCCCCAGACUCCCCAGUGGUGACUGGAUGUACAGUGCAAGGCAAACGGAACAGGCUGGGAGGGAAAAAGGGAGGAGGAAGCUUCAUUUCUUCAUUCAGAAACUGGAUGGAUCAACCCUGAGAAGGAAAGAACAGUCACACUCUUUCCGUGACAUUCUGGGGAAGGUCAUGUUCCAUUUCAGCCUGAGACAUAGGACUGACUCACUCUCCUGGUGUUUCUGAAAAAAAAAAAUAAAUCAGUGAUCUGUUCUAACUCUUUCUGUUCUUAGGGAAGACCACACUUUGUGCAGUGCUUUUUCAACCACUUACCUGCUUUGAGUUUCUGCAGUGAGCAGGAGUGAAGGAAAAAUACUAGAUAAUGUCAGAGUUCUGGCUAAUUUCUGCUCCAGGAGAUAAAACAAAUCUGCAGGCAUGGGAGAGAAUGAACACUGUGACAUCUAAAUCCAACCUGUCCAGCAACAGCAAAUUCCAUAUUCCAGACUUAAAGGUGGGGACACUGGAUGCUCUUGUUGGUCUGUCAGAUGAGUUGGGAAAACUUGAUAGCUUUGCUGAAAGCGUAAUAAAGAAAAUAGCCCAGUACAUAGGAGAAGUUAUAGAGGACUCAAAAGAUAAAGUCCAAGAAAAUCUUCUGGCCAAUGGAGUUGACCUAAUUAGCUACUUGACACGGUUUGAGUGGGACAUGGCCAAAUAUCCCAUAAAGCAGCCGCUGAAGAAUAUAUCAGAAGCAUUAGCAAAGCAAGUGACUCAAAUAGAAACAGACCUGAAGACUCGAUCAGCUGUGUACAACAACAUUAAAGGAAAUUUGCAAAACCUGGAGAAAAAAACUAUGGGAAAUCUGCUGACCCGGACCCUGGCAGACAUAGUGCAUAAAGAAGACUUUGUUCUGGAUUCUGAGUAUCUUAUCACACUGCUCGUCGUGGUGCCAAAGUCAAGCUACAUACAGUGGCAGAAGACCUAUGAAUCCCUCUCAGAUAUGGUAGUGCCUCGCUCCACCAAAAUGAUUGCUGAGGAUGCAGAGGGAGGACUCUUCACCGUGACCCUAUUUAGAAAAGUGAUGGAUGACUUCAAGGCUAAAGCCAGGGAGAACAGGUUCAUGGUUCGAGAAUUUUAUUAUGAUGAGAAGGAGCUGAAAUGUGAAAAGGAAGAGCUGAUGAAAUUAGCUUCUGAUAAGAAACAACAAUAUGGCCCAUUACUGCGCUGGCUGAAAGUGAACUUCAGUGAAGCAUUUGUGGCUUGGAUUCAUGUGAAAGCCUUGAGAGUUUUUGUUGAAUCUGUCCUGAGGUAUGGCCUUCCAGUAAAUUUCCAAGCAAUGCUGUUGCAGCCAAAUAGGAAGUCUGUAAAACGCCUGAGAGAUGUCCUAAACGUGGUCUUCAAACACCUGGAUGAAGUUGCAGCAGCAAGUAUAAUGGACCCUGGCAUGGACAUCCCUGGCUUACAACUGAGUAACCAAGAAUACUAUCCUUAUGUCUAUUUCAAGAUUGACCUCAGUCUUCUUGACUGCAGUUAAAGAAAAAUUGCUCAAGCUUCAUCUAUUAAUUCUCAAGACUCUAAUGUUAUAGUAAAACGAUCUUUAGCUGCUGAAAGUCAAAUUAAAAUGCAGAUGCUGUAGCAGGAUGAUCUUCCUACCAAUAAUUUUUACAGUGACUUCAAUAUAAAUAUUCCUUAUUCAUAGUUUUACAAAAAAAUAUUUCAGAGGCAGGAGGUACUAUGGUAGUAUUUAUUUUUUUUGGUAAAUUACAAAGAUGGAGUAUCUACAGGACUUGAAAUAAAACAAUUUAAAAA